This is a messenger RNA of Paraphaeosphaeria sporulosa, 1623 nucleotides long. Its product is annotated as protein serine/threonine phosphatase 2C. The coding region runs from base 1 to 1623 and encodes 540 amino acids. The record is from RefSeq and is a predicted model, not a curated record. Gene Ontology annotation, biological process: protein dephosphorylation. Gene Ontology annotation, molecular function: protein serine/threonine phosphatase activity. The transcript has 3 exons. Lineage: Eukaryota; Fungi; Ascomycota; Dothideomycetes; Pleosporales; Didymosphaeriaceae.
AUGCAGCUGCGGGGCACCGUGGGUGCCGUGGUCGCUGCCGGUGUCGCCUCAAGCGCCUACUACUGGUAUCGUGGCCACCAGCCGUCAGGUGUCACGACGACCGCAGACCAGAUCCGCAGCAUCACGACCGACGCUGCUCCCGAGACGACGCGCAGGGCCUUGGUGGUAGACCAGGUUGGGUCGCUGUACACGGGCACCAUCUCCGGGGACGCUCCGCUGUCCAAGGACACCGACGAUCUCGGGCGCAAGGUCAUCGAGAUGCUCACGCCCGAGCAGACCACGGCGAAGCUGAGGAAGACUGAGGAGUCGUGGUUCGUCGGCAGAGGGCAGGGCGUGGUCCGCUACGAUGUCGUGCAGAUCCCAAGCAACGACCCCAUCGAGGACGACCACGCAGAGAAGAUCAUUGAGGUGCCACAGAAUCUUGCCGCCACGGACAAUGGCUCUUCGUCGACUGACUGGAUGUUCUGGGGUGUCUUUGACGGUCACAGCGGCUGGGUAACAUCGGCAAAGCUCCGCCAGACGCUGAUCUCCUUCGUCGCCCGCGAGCUCAACACGACCUACACCUCCGCCCUCCAAGACCCGGAGCUCCGUUUCCCGACACCCGAGGCCAUUGACAAGGCUAUCAAGACUGGGUUCGUGCGCCUCGAUGACGAGAUCGUCCACGAGUCUGUCAAGAAGCUCAAGAAGGCUCAGUCCAAGGUUGCGGCUGCUGAGCUCUUGGCCCCUGCCCUGUCUGGAUCAUGUGCUCUGCUUUCGUUCUACGACAGCAGGUCAAAGCUCCUAAGGGUGGCAUGCACGGGCGACUCCCGUGCUGUGCUAGGACGUCGUGGCUCCAACGGCAAAUGGACUGCCACGCCCCUGUCGGAAGACCAGACCGGCGGCACCGUCAGUGAAGCUGAGCGGCUGCGUGCAGAACAUCCUGGAGAGCCCAACGUGGUUAGGAACGGCCGUAUCCUGGGCGGUCUCGAGCCGUCUCGUGCUUUUGGUGACGCGUCUUACAAGUGGUCACUCCAGACUACGCAAGAGCUGAAGAAGUCUUACUUCGCUCGUAGUGCCAACUCGCUUCUGAAAACACCUCCCUAUGUCACCGCCGAGCCCAUCAUCACGACUACCAAAGUGGAGCCUGAGAAGGGCGAUUUCGUCGUCAUGGCUACCGACGGUCUAUGGGAAAUGCUGACCAACGAAGAAGUUGUCGGGCUCGUUGGACAGUGGCUGGAUGCGCAAGGUCAAUCGAAUGGCAGCCAAAACUCGCAAACGCAAUCAUGGCUGAAGAGCUGGACGGGUGGCCAGAAGGGUCUGCCUGUAGAGGACAAGAGCUCCUCGAAGCAGGAGGGUCAACGGGCACCAAUCCGACAGCAGCAAUGGGGCACGAAGACAUCUAUGAACGAACGGUUUGUCGUUGAAGAUAAGAACGCGGCUACGCAUCUCGUCCGAAACGCGCUUGGUGGUAAAGAUCAGGACCAGCUGUCCGCUCUCCUGACGUUACCGAGCCCCUUCUCUAGGCGAUACAGGGAUGAUUUGACCGUCGAAGUCAUCUUCUUCGGUGACAGCCCGGCUAACGGCAACGUCUCUCUGAACAAGGAAGCAAGCGCUCCGGGGCCUGAGACCAAGGCCAAGCUAUAG